CACCUAUGGAGCCAAAGCAAGUAAAAUUAAGACCCUCUUUGAUUCCAAAACUAAACCCAAUCAAGGAGCAAUCUUCCAAGAAGAGGAAGAUUGUUUCAAAAGUGUUAGUAAAGGGACAGACAAGGUCACAAGCCACAAUCCAGAAGUUCUUCAACACUAACUACAAAGUUUCUGAUUCUAACAGAGACUCCCAGAAUAAGAGAGUUAGUGUAAACUCAGGGACUAUUGCUACUACGACUAGUACUAACAAAUAAAAUUCAGAAUUUUAGCAGUAUUGGAAGCUUUGGAGAUCGGAAAUAAUAGUAAGCCUAACUUCAGGAUGCCUAAAAUUUAUGAAAUCGAGGUAUCUCCUGAGAAGCACCAAGGGCAGACUUCAUUAUCACCCGAGUCUGAUUAUGUCAACCUUGACUCUGUCCAGAGAAUGAAUCCACCCUCUCAAGCUGACAAUAUGGGAAAGAUCUUCCAAGAUCAUAACAAUCAAGCUGUGCCACUGGCCAAAGCCUUUUCGAAGAAUGCUGAAAGUAAUAAGCCCUCACAGAAGUAUCUGGAGAAGAUUCGCUCUACAAAAUAAGCUGAAUACAAAUCAGUUUGGCUCUGCAGCCAAGAUACCUACUAAAUUAACAUCCAGGGGUCCCCGUCAGACUCAUUUUAGCGAGAAAAGUUCCACCCAGAGAUCUCCGAAGGAAGGCAAGACAAUGAAGGGGAUGAAAAAGCAACUAGAAAAACUACAUAAUAAGUACAGGAAGAACCAAACUCACAAGAAUUGGUGCAAACAAGAGAAGAACUCACGUGGAAUUGAGGAAGCCCCCAAGGACAGUAAUAAAAUGCUUCUCAGGCAGCAAUUUCCCAAGAUAGUUAGAAAACCAGAAUCUUGUUUGCCUUAUGAGAGGGAUAAUUUGAUCAAAGUAACAGAAGUUCCAGCCCACCGGGCUAGAACUUCUGUGAGUUCAUCUAAAAAUGGGAAUCUGAACCUCAAACCAAAUCUUGCUGAAAUUUUAGAGAAAUCUAAAAUCAAUAACUUACUGAAGAAUCAAGAGAAUUUGGCUCAGAUUCAAAACAAGAUUAGGCAAAAUAACAUCCAGAAGAAUACAGAUUCUUCACUUCAGGAUUGACUCAAGAAGAGUAAGAAUCAAAGUGUCCAUCGGGACCACAACCGAGCAGCCACUCAGAGUGAGAAGAAAGAGCAUCGUCUACCAAGGUUCAUCAACCCUAUUGACAAGAGUCAGGAUAAUUAUGGAAGGAAGUACAAGAACUUAUCAGCUAAUUCACAGUGCUCCGUGUUGAAUAAUCAUUCUAAUUCAGCUAGCCCUGAUAAUUGCAAGAGCAAGAAACUCAGGCAAGCUCAGUUUGAGCUGAAUAAAUUGAAGGAAGAAAUCACUAAAAAGAAUAUUGAAGUCCUGGCUAUUACAAAAGAACUUCAAAAAUGGGAAAAUAAAGGCAACCCGAAUGAUUACGAAAUGCCUAUUGGGAAUAUGAAGAGAAAGAGUAGCCUAAGCCCUUAUUUUAAGGAAAAAUUGGCUGGCAACCACGAUUCAAAGGAUUUUAGGUUUAAUACUUUGAAGAAUGGAAAAAUAACGACAAAACCAAGCUUGAAAGUCAACCAUCAGCAUAAGAUUGGCCUGUUUGCUAAGAACUUGAAAGUGGUUCAAGAAGAACAAUGUAUUGCUGACUCUGAAUACAACGGUGCAAAGUGGAAGAAUCCACAUCACAAAGCUAAUCUAUCAACUCUAUAUCAGCAUAAACUAUCACCUAAGAAAGAACGCUCAAAGAAGUGUUCUCAGAACAUUAGUCAGAAUGUAGAGUCUAACGACUUUGAAAAGUGAAAGAAUCCAGAAAUCCUGCUUUCAAGGAGCAGUAGUUGUCUGGAUCUGUAUGGUAGUUUGAUGAAGUCCAAGGACAUUUGCAAUAAAAAUGUUAUGAUUGGGUCUUCUGGAACUAACAAUAAAAUCUCCAAUAAUACCAGAAACAGCCCAGAUCAGCAGCAUUCCUUACAUAAGGACUCAUCUCGGCAUGGUGUAAAAGACAGGCCUAAAUUUAGUAAAUUUCAGGUUGGAAAGAUUUCUGGGAGAAAUCUUGCUACAGACAUUAAGUCUCCAAGCUAUGAGGGCAAGCUGAAUGUGAACAUCAACAGCCUAAAGAUGAAGAAAAUGCAGUGCCAUAAGGGAAAACGUAACUUUGAGUAUACUCCUAAGGGCCAGGCUCAUACGCAGAACUCCUGUUUAGGGAUUUCAUCCAAGAGUUUUUCUAGCUUGAAAGGCAAGAGUUCCCUUGCUGAAAGAGGAACUCUUGCAGUUUCAAGUACUAAAUUUGAUGGGUUCAGAGACGACAGUGAGAUCAUAAUCAAUCCUGAGUUUGGGAAGUCCCUCAAAGCCAGUUUGAAAGCAUCAAAGCGCCGGUUGAUGCUGUUUAUUGAUAAUAACGAUAGUGUUAAUCCUGUGGCUGAGCGAUCAAAAUUUGCUGUGAAGAAGCCAAGCAAGGAAGGAAAAGGUAUUGGUGGUUUCAAACUCCAACAAAGAAGCAAGAAACAGAGGUAUGGCCAACAAGAGCCCGAAGGCACUGAACGCUUCAGUUUGGGCCUGAACAAGGAGGAUAUCGUCCAGAGUGUUGAGAAGAGCAGCUGGGAAAGCAGCCUCGGAUGCAUAGGAGACAGAAAACAGGAUGAUAUUGUUCUAUGAGAAUUCGAGCCUCUUCCAAAAUACUUCAGACAUAAAGACACGUAAAAGUGAACUUGGGCUAAUUUUUAUGUAU
Messenger RNA from Moneuplotes crassus, 2748 nucleotides. Lineage: Eukaryota; Ciliophora; Spirotrichea; Euplotida; Euplotidae. The record is from the annotation of a GenBank genome assembly.